UGGUAUUCGGAUCCUGAAAGUGGGAAGAUCGGAUCCAGGGCACUUUCUUUCUCUCUUUUUUCCUCCGGUAAACCACGUCAUUUUAGGUUUUUUUUUUCCGUAUAUUUUCGUCAUUGUAUUACGAUGAAAACGACGUCGUAAUCCGGAGUUUUUCCGGCAAUAAGUGUCAGUAUGUAGUGAAGCUUGAAGGAGGAGAGAGAAAGAGAAAGAGAAGUGUGGGAUGAUAUUGAGUGGAGUCCAAGACAAUCGUAGGUGAAUUUUUUUUAAUAUAAUUAAUUUUAAAAUAUUAAAAUUAAAUAUAAUUACUCUUAAUGUUUGAGAUUUGGUUUGUAAUUUUCCUCUAACGAAUCUAGAUAAUCUUCUCGAUAAAACGUUUUAAAGGAAUGAUUAUUAGUGGUUAGUGUAUAAUAAUUAAGUUUAAUUUUGAUUUAAAAUGGUUUUGGUUGUCAUUUUUCAAUCUUUCUUUAUUUCAUUUCACUUGUCUUUUAAGGAGUGUUAACGAUGAUUAAUGAAUGCGACAACUUUCUUGCAUUUUAAGUCGGUGAAACUAUUUUUAGGGCGAAACGCGUUUUAGGUUUUUUUUUUCUUGAUUUUGAUUGGUAUGAUAGCGAGAUAUUGAUUUCUCUGGUAAUAUGAAUGAAUGAAUGAAGCAGCAUUUUAAUGGAAAUUAUACGAGUUGUUGUUUUUAGGUUCAUUAAUGAAAGAUACUUUCGUGUUAAUUACUACUAAUACUUAUUUUAUUUCUACUAGUACGAAUUAGUAGUAUACUUAAACCAUUUUAAUUUUUCAGUACUAUUAAAAUUAAUCCAUAUGAUUUGAAAAUAUGAAAAAAAUAUGAAUGAAUAUGCUUUGCGAUUCCCUAUAUAUCUGAGUCUAAAUCCAUGAAACUUCCCCCUCUUUUCUUUAUUUUCUCUCUCUUCCCCUAAAAUAUUAUUCAUUUUUUGAUUUAUGUCAAUCGAUAGUUCGUUAUUUUCCAGAUUUGAUUGUUGAUAGUAUCUAUUUUUUUGGCAGUAUUUGACGCAAAUUCAUUCUUUAAUAAAGGAUUUUUUUUUUUUUGGAAAAAAAUAAAGGGGAAUUGAAGAUUAUUGAAGGUUUCUGGAAAUGUCAUCGUCAAAUUCACCGUGUGCAGCGUGCAAAUUUCUAAGGAGAAAAUGUACGCAAGAAUGUGUGUUCGCGCCAUACUUUCCGCCGGAUCAACCUCAACGAUUCUCGAAUGUUCAUAAGGUGUUUGGUGCUAGUAAUGUUGCAAAGCUUCUGAAUGACUUGGAUGCUACACAGAGGGAGGAUGCUGUUAAUUCGUUGGCGUACGAGGCGGAGGCGAGGCUGCGUGACCCGGUGUAUGGUUGUGUGGGACUUAUCUCGCUUCUGCAGCACCGGUUGAAGCAAGUUCAGACUGAUCUGUAUUCUGCUAAGAAGGAAUUAGCUACUUAUAUUGGGCCCACUGCGCUUAUGCCUAUGAUUCAGCCUGGUUAUGCUAACCCGGGUUCGUCUUCUGGUGUUAAUUUGAUGCAGCAGCAGUAUCAUAUGGGUCCUAUGAUGGGUAUUCCUACUGGAGUUGCUGCUGCUGGUCCGGGUCCGUCUCAUGGUGGGGCUUUGAUAAUCAGAGAGCCGCAGCCGCAGCCACAGUCGCAACAGCAGCAGCAGCAGCACCAGUUGAUUGAGGUACAACAACAGCAACAGUUGGCAGCAUUGGCGGUGAGAGAUGAGCAGGAGUUGUUAAGAAACUGGGAACUACAACAGCAGCAUCAGCAACAGCAACAACAACAGUUUAUGAGGUAUAGUGGUGGGUACGAGGGAGCACUGGUUAUUGCUGGUGGUAGCGGAGGAGGGGGAUUUAAUCAGGCGGGGCCUUCAUCAGGUGCUGUAUCACCGUCUUUGGCUCUUGGGGCGGCCACAUUCGAUCCAAACCCGUACGCUCAGAUUCAACCACAGCAGCCGCCACCACAGCAACAACCGCCGCAAGAUGAUCAGUCAUUAGGGCAGCUGUUACUCCUUCAGCAGCCAGUAACGCCACAGCAACAGGAACAUUUAGAACUGGCUCAAGGAAUUCCUCAUCAUGAACAACUUCCUCAACAACAUUUACACCCUCUUCUUCAUACUCAACAUCAUCAUUUUCAUCAGCAACCCAUUGAACAUAAUCCGCAGCAGCAGCAGCAGCAACAACAACAACAACAACAACCGUAACAGCCUGGAAUCGAUGAGGGUAGGACUCUUGGUCCAGCUUUGUAGAGAAAAAAGAAUGCACAUUCUGGAGCUCAAUAGUUUGAUUUUAUUACUUGCUAGCUAACAAGCUCAUCUGAUCUCUUGAACAAAUUUCAGUCCCUAGCUCAGUUGAUGCAUGAUUAGAUGCAGUAUUAUAAUACACAAGCAAGAGUUGACCAAUGACAGUAGAAACAGAGGUGAAGCAUGAGUUCUUAGACAUUAAACAUCUGAUUUCUGAUUACCAUAAUAUUUUUGUAAGUCCACAGAAUUUUUCUCUUAUAUUUUUUAGUCUUUUUUCCUUUAUUUUUAAAAAUUUUGGGCGGAUGGGAGGGUGGUAAGAAGAGAGCAUAGAAAUUGGGGUAUAUUCAAGAAAUGUAUGUUGGCAUAUGGAUAAAAUUUUGUUCCCAUUUACUAUAAAUAUGGAGUACAUUUCUUUCUUUCUUUCUCUGGUGAAACUAUAUUUUUUCAGCUCAAUCCUAUGGCUAGGAAACAAUACAGUCUGUUCUUUGUUAUGGCAAGCCAUCUAAUUAAUUGUCUAAAUUUACUCUUUAUUAAUUAAAUGUCAUUAGUUGGUCAUGAUCAUUUUAUAAGUUUUACUUUAUUUAUGCACAUGAUGCAGUUGUACAAUAACUAUUAGUUGAUGACUAUUAGUAGCAAGGUUUAAUCUAGGAGUUAUCUUAUUCAAUGAAUGUAUCUUACGUACCGAGAAACAUACAUUACUAGA
Chenopodium quinoa (quinoa) is the source of this 2926-nucleotide messenger RNA. Its product is annotated as LOB domain-containing protein 36-like. NCBI's taxonomy places the organism in Eukaryota, Viridiplantae, Streptophyta, Magnoliopsida, Caryophyllales, Amaranthaceae. The record is from RefSeq and is a predicted model, not a curated record. Bases 1102 to 2184 code for a protein of 360 amino acids. The transcript is spliced from 2 exons.